UGAAAGGGUAUAAAGCUUUCUGGACAUGUAUUAUAACCAAUUAUUUAGUAGCAAGUGUCACAGGUAAUGUCUCUAUUUCCCAGGGAGAUGACAGCCUGUCUGUGAUAACCUGUGAAUCAGAUACAGACAUGAAGUUAAAGAAGAAAAUUUUCCACAAGCCUCCAAAGUCACCAAAGUCUCCCUACAGCUCUAGCACACAGCUGUAUCCUAAGAAAGCUGCAGUUUGGCGAUCUCUGCAGGGAACAGGCAGUGCAUGUCUCGAGGGUGCAGCUGUAAAAAACCCAAGGCAGAUGUUGCUGGGUUCACUGAAACAAGGAAUGAGCCAUUCUCUGAAAUCGGAUGCUGACGUGGGGCAUAUGCGAACUAACAUUUCUAGUAGCACUCCAGAAUAUUUGAAGGAAGCUCUAGGAAUGAAGAAGCCAAAACAUUCUCGUUCUUCUAGUAAUGGCUACAUUCCUGGAACUCCUGACUACAAAGAAAAGGAAGAUAUGUAUGAUGAAAUCAUAGAGCUGAAAAAGACAAUACAAGCUCAGAAAAAUGAGGGAGAUCGAAUGAAAACUAAGCUCCGUCGACUAGAAGAAGAGAACAAUAGAAAGGAUAAACAGAUUGAACAACUGUUGGAUCCUUCCAGGGGCUCUGAGCUGGCACGAGCUUUGUCAGAAAAGAAGACUGAUAAUGGAUGGGUGGUUAGUGGAUUAAAGCAGAAGAUUUUCAAGCUAGAACAACAGUGCAAGGAGAAAGACAACACUAUUAACAAAUUCCAAGCAGACAUGAAGACCACUAAUUUGGAAGAAAUGAGAACAGCUGUGGAAACCUACUAUGAAGAGGUUCAUCGUCUCCAACUCCUCCUGGCACAAUCUGAGACUAUGAGGAAAAAUACAGAGGGCAGAGAUACCCAAAAACGACUAAAGGCAUUGAAUGCUGCUGUCCUGAGGUUAUCCAGGAACAUCAAGGAAUUGCAGGAUGAGAAUCGGAGGCUGAAAGAAGAUCUCAAUCAUGUACUGAGCAGUUCUCCUCCUUCCAAUAAAACAAAAAAUUAUAGUGAGUGGAGCAGACAGAGGCUGGUGAGGCGGAUUUCGGAACUAGAAAAAAAAGUAUGUGCCAUGGAGAAUACAAGGGUGUCAUCAGCAGAUAGUGAGUCAUCACAGUUACUUGCUGUGUCAUCUUCACCUUCUGUUGACCUGGAUCAUCCAGCUUCUCAACAGGUAGACCAUGUUGAGGAAGAAAGUUGCCUCCAAGGGCUAGUGAAGAAACUGAAGAGUGAUAGGAAGGCACUUCAAAAUCUGCUACUCAAUAAAGAAUUAGAUAUCAAGCAGUUACUGCAGGCUAAGGCUGAAGUGGAGCUGGAGCUGCAGAAGUGGCAGAAUAAGAUGGAAGAAAAGACUACAGAAGAGCAGACUUUAAGUGAGGAAAUCCAGAACCUGACACAGAAAGUAGGGAAGUUGGAGUCAAAAUUGGAGAAAGAGAAGAGACAAAUGGCAGAAGAUACAAUGGAAAAGGUUAAUGAGUCUUCACCAGUCUGCACAGUUAAAGGGAAAGAAGAUCACAAGAAGGAACAAGCAGCCAAAAUCAUCCAGAGACAGUGGAAGAUGUACCGAAAGAAGAAAGAAGAAAUUGCUCUGGAUGAGGCAGUCGUUAUGCUUCAGGCAGCUUUCAGAGGACAUUUAGCUCGACAGAAACUGUUACAGAAUAACAGGAUGCAUGAUGCAAAAUCUCACAACAAGAUCUCCUGCAUGCCUCCUGUGUCAAACUCCUUGAGCUUGUCUUCUGAUGGUGAGGAGAAAGAUGAGAUUGUGACAUUCAUCCAGUCCAUUUUCAGGGCUCACUUAGCACGUACAGUUCUGCUUGAAGAGAGACCCUCUGUAUCCAGUGCACCAAGUGAGAAAGCAGAUUCUGCAGUGUACAUUACAGAGAAGAAAGCGGUCUCAGCAGCACUCCAGAGAACUCCUUCCAUCUUCAUGUCGUCUCUUCCUGCCAGGUCCUCUGAGCAGCAAUUGCAGCCUACUCCCUCCCUGUCUGUGGAUGAAGCUCACUCAGACGACUCAGAUGAUAUUGUCAUUGUCUCUCCAUCGUUGCAGACGAAGAAAAACUACACCCACUUUUAA
This is a messenger RNA of Antrostomus carolinensis (chuck-will's-widow), 2105 nucleotides long. RefSeq names its product IQ motif containing E (gene IQCE). Gene Ontology annotation, molecular function: protein binding. NCBI's taxonomy places the organism in Eukaryota, Metazoa, Chordata, Aves, Caprimulgiformes, Caprimulgidae. The record is from RefSeq and is a predicted model, not a curated record.